Entamoeba nuttalli P19 is the source of this 1278-nucleotide messenger RNA. RefSeq lists its product as hypothetical. Gene Ontology annotation, cellular component: oligosaccharyltransferase complex; membrane. The coding region runs from base 1 to 1278 and encodes 425 amino acids. The record is from RefSeq and is a predicted model, not a curated record. NCBI's taxonomy places the organism in Eukaryota, Evosea, Mastigamoebida, Endamoebidae. The transcript has 2 exons.
AUGAAAUAUUUCAUUUUAACAGGACAACCCCAUGUUGAACUAAUUGCAGACUUUGAAAUGAAAGAACCAAUAUCAUCAUUUUCAUUCUUCUUUUCAAACGAAUUUUCAAGUCAUCUUGGACCAUUUUCAUGUAUUUUUGAUAAUGACAAAGAAAAAACCGUUGCAUAUGUUUUAGAACAGCUACUUGAAGAAGGAAAUAAAAAAGAAUUUGAGGUAUUAUUGCAUGACUCAGAUAAAGGAAAAAUUGUAUGUAAUUUUGAUAUAGUUGGUGAAUUACAUGGAAUAGGAGUUAAGUCUAGUAUUAAUGAUCCUGAUUUAAUGCAGUUUCGAGGAAUAAUUAUGCCUCAAUUAUAUAAUCAAGCAAAAGAAGUUAAUACAUAUAUUUAUUUAUUAAAAAGAGAUAUUGUUGAUAUUCGUUGUGUUGUUAGUCCAAAAAUUGAUUUAACUCAAGUGCAUUUCCAUUUAAUUAGUCCAAGUUCAAAAACAGAAAUUCCUUUCCAAAUUCAGUAUUUUACAAAUACUACAACAAUAGAAACUGAACAAAUUAUUGAACAUGACUAUAUUAAAUUUACUUCAGACCCUCAUCUAGUCUCAUUGAGAAAAGAGAUAGAUUUCAUCAACAUUUCUAACUUAGGUACAUCUUUACAUGAAUUUAAUCUAAAUGAGGUUCAAGCAAGUCAUAAUACUGUUUAUGAUUUCUUUCUUCAUUUACCCUUAUCAAUUUCAUCUUUUCAUUUUUAUGACUCUUCAGGAAAUAUUUCCACUUCUUCUUAUUUCUGCUCUUCUUACACUUGCACAUAUAAUCUCAUAGGGAGAUAUCCUUUGCUAGGUAAUUGGAAAGAGUCUUUUUCCAUUUCUUAUGAACAGUUAAUUCCUUUUAAUUCAACAUUUGUUUUUCCAAUAAGCCUAGCCUUAGAAUCAAUUUCUGUUCGUAACUAUGAAGUUCAUAUUCACUUUCCUAAUGGUAUGAAAAUAAAAAACGUAAAGUGUGAUGUUUAUAAUCUCUGUGAUCAUUUCAAAUUUACUGUGCCAUUCUUAAAGUAUUGGACUUUUGAUAAUACCAUCUUUCAUUAUAAAAAUCUUGACAUAACUUCAUUUCACCAGAUGAUUUGGUUUGAAUACUCAUUAAUAAAAGAAAGUUAUGGAUAUUGGAUUGUGGCAUGUUUCUUCUUGAUAUCAUUCUUUUUAUUAAUUUUCUUUAUCAUGUUAAUAAAGUUAUUAGAACGAAACGAAUGGAGAGAUUGGAUUUAUGACAAGCUUAUUAACAGAAAAAAAUAA